UAUUGUCUCUCGUGUCAAGCUGUCAGUUGCAUUUCAGUACCAAAGAAGGAGACUGGGUGGAAGUAAUCAGCUGACCGAUUUGAAGCUAAAAGAAGUUAAAAAAAACAAAUAAUAAAUACAUGUCAUAGAGUACUUGUUUCAAAUUUUCUCAUCUAAUAAAUAUAGGGCUCAUCCGGAGGAACAUACAGCAUGGCUUUAAUAACAGCCAACUGGAAUCCGCUGGGAGAAGCUUUUUACCGUAAAACAGAGCUCUAUGAGAUGACUUGGAACCUGAGAGAUGGAUUCAAGGACUGCUUGGUGGCGGCGGCACCUUAUGGUGGACCGAUAGCACUCCUCAGAGAACCUUUGAGACGUUCUCCAAGUUGUCGUCCUCAGUUGGAGAUUUAUUCUGCUUCUGGAGUUUCCACUGCCAGUUUCCCGUGGAAAAGCGGUCCUGUUAUUCAUUUGGGUUGGACAGUCUCAGAUGAGUUGUUAUGUAUUCAAGAAGAUGGUUCAGUUCUUAUUUAUGACCUGUUUGGCUCCUUCAAGAGGCACUUCAGCAUGGGACAGGAAGUGGUGCAGUCUCAGAUCUUGGAAGCCAAAGUUUUCCAUUCUCCCUAUGGGACUGGUAUUGCCAUAGUAACAGGCUCUUUUCGGUUCACCUUGGCAACCAAUAUCAGUGAAUUGAAGUUGAGGAGGUUACCCACUGUCCCAGGUCUACAGGCGCCGCCGUCCUCCUGGGUUGUCCUCACGCAAGAUCGCCAGACCAAAGUCUUGUUGGCCACUGGAUCUGAACUCUAUAUCCUUGACAAUACAUCCUGCACUUCUGUGUGUGCUCCAGGACUCAGUCCUCAGUCGGGUAACAUCAUCCAUAUGUCGGCGUCAUUCAGUUACAAAUAUCUUGCUCUCCUCACUGACACUGGACACCUAUGGACAGGCUUAUCCUCACUUCAGAGCAAGCUGAGCGAGGUCGACAGCAAAGUGGGGAUACCGCCAAAACAGAUGGUCUGGUGUCGCAGACCAAAAUCCCAGCAGCCGUCUGUGGUGAUCGUGUGGGACCACCUACUCCUAGUGGCCGGAGUGUGCAACGACAUAAUUCAAUUCCCACUAGAAAGUCAGUGUGUUUGCGUCGGUGAGAUGGAUGGCAUUCGGAUCAUCAGCUCAACCAAUCAGGAACUGCUGCAGGAGGUCCCUCUAGUCUGUCAGGACAUCUUCAAAAUCGCUUCGAUGGCACCCGGAGCACUGCUUCUGGAGGCUCACCGCGAGUAUGAGAAGUCCAGUCAAAAGGCUGAUGAGUACCUGCGGGAAAUCAAGGAGCAAGGCAUGCUUGGAGAGGCGGUCAGACAGUGUAUAGAGGCGGCAGGACACGAAUACGACUCCAACACACAGAAGGCCCUGCUCCGGGCGGCAUCCUUCGGAAAAUGUUUCCUGACUGACUUCAGUCCAGAGCACUUUGUGUCCACCUGUCGAGAGCUGCGCGUCUUGAAUGCUGUUCGAGAGUGCAGUGUGGGUCUGCCACUCACGCACACUCAAUUCAAACAGAUGACCCUGCAGGUGCUGAUUGACAGAUUGGUCUAUCGUCAAUUGUAUCAAUUGGCUAUAGAAAUCUGCCGUUACUUGAAGAUUCCAGAUUAUCAGGGGGUCAGCAGGGUUCUUAAGCACUGGGCUGCAUGUAAAGUACAGCAGAAGGAACUAUCGGAUGAGGCCAUAGCCAGAGCGGUGUGUCUGAAGGUGGGAGAUUCAUUGGGUGUGUCAUACUCACACAUUGCUGCUAAAGCCUAUGAAUGUGGACGUACAGAGCUUGCCAUCAAGUUGUUGGACUCAGAAGCUCGGUCUGGUGAGCAAGUUCCUCUUCUCCUGAAGAUGAAGAGGAGUCAGCUCGCGCUCAGUAAAGCUGUAGAGAGUGGAGACACUGACCUGGUUUACACAGUUGUUACUUACCUGAAGAACGAGAUGAACAGAGGAGAUUUCUUCAUGACUUUAAGAAACCAGCCUGUCGCUCUGAGUCUCUACAGACAAUUUUGUAAACUGCAGGAGCAAGAAACUCUGAGGGAUCUUUAUAACCAGGAUGAUGACCAUCAGGAGCUGGCCAACUAUUACGUCGCUGCCAGUUACAGAGAGAAGAGGUUAGACAGCCGCCUGUCGCACCUGCAGAGUGCCGUCGAUGAAUACAACAAAGCCAAAAAUGAGUUUUCUUCUAGGGCCACCGAAGAUGAGAUGCGUCUGCUCCGUUUCCAGAAGAAACUCGAUGACGAGAAGGGCGCUGGCCUUCUAGGCUCGUCACUCCAGACUACUAUGGAGACGCUGCUUAUGUUGGGACUUUACAAGCAGACGGAUCAACUUUACAGAGACUUCAAAGUACCAGACAAGAGGUAUUGGUGGUUGAAACUGAAGUCUUUGGCAGAAAAGGAGGAGUGGGAAGAGUUGGAGAAGUUCUCAAAGAGUAAGAAGUCCCCGAUAGGCUACCUGGCCUUUGUGGAAGUCUGCAUUAAGAGAAACAACAAAUACGAGGCCAAGAAGUACGUAUCCAGAGUGACGCCUGAGCAGAAGGUCAAAGCUCACCUGGCCGUCGGCGACCUCGAGGGGGCCGCAGAUGUGGCGAUCGAGCGCAGGAACGAAACAGAAAUAUCAACAAUCCUCUCAAGAUGCUCCAGCACGGAUCGGUUGUUGAUUGACAGAUUAAAUCGAGCCAAAUUAUCGACUGCCAAAAAGUGAUCUUAUGCACACACGCACUGCAAUUUUUAUCAGCUACAACUUUUGCAUGUAUAAUUUAUUUAAAUAAACUGUGAAAGCUUG
Molecule: messenger RNA, 2775 nt
Organism: Syngnathoides biaculeatus (alligator pipefish)
Lineage: Eukaryota; Metazoa; Chordata; Actinopteri; Syngnathiformes; Syngnathidae
Gene: vps16
Product: VPS16 core subunit of CORVET and HOPS complexes
Exons: 24
Coding region: 190-2694 (834 amino acids)
Biological process (GO): intracellular protein transport; vacuole fusion, non-autophagic; endosomal transport
Cellular component (GO): HOPS complex; lysosomal membrane; cytoplasm
Molecular function (GO): actin binding
Source: RefSeq, a predicted model, not a curated record